GUAGAGGCGCCUGACGGACAAGGAAGUUGUUCAGCGCUGACUCCACUCGGAGAAGUCACUCCAUCCAUGUGGACUCACACCUUCCAGACUGAUGUCUAGCCACGAGUUAUGGCCCAGUGGUGCCCCAGCCCCCCUGGUGUCCAUCGAGGAAUUAAAGAACCCGAAGUACAUUGGUGAAGGUGGGUUUGGCACAGUGUUCUGCGCACAACACAAGUCGUGGGGUAUUGAUGUGGCGGUCAAGAUCGUGAACUCGAAGGUGAUAUGCAGGGAGGUAAAGGCCAUGGCAAGUCUGCGUAACCAGCAUGUGCUGCUCCUGCUGGGCGUCACUGAGAAGCUGGAGUGGGACAACUUGUCUGGGCCAGCUCUGGUGACCCCAUUCAUGGAGAAUGGUUCCCUGGUAGAGCUGCUGCAGCCCCAGUGCCCUCGGCCCUGGCCGUUCCUCUGCCGCCUGCUGCAGGAGUUGGUGCUCGGGAUGUGUUACCUGCACAGCCUGAACCCUGUGCUUCUGCACCGGGACCUGAAGCUCUCCAACGUCCUGCUGGACGCAGACCUACACGUCAAGCUGGCAGAUUUUGGCCUGUCCACAUUUCUGGGAGGCUCAAGGUCAACAGCAGGAUCUGGGAAAUCAGGGGGCACCCUAGCCUACUUAGCCCCAGAACUGUUGGCUGAUGUAAACCGGAAGGCCUCUACGGCCAGUGAUGUCUACAGCUUCGGGAUCCUAUUGUGGGAAGUGCUAGCUGGAAAAGAAGCUGAAAUAGUGCCCCAGAUAUCGCUGAUGCAGAAAGCCGUGUGUGAGAGGCAGAACCGGCCCCCACUGACUGAGCUGCCCCAGCCCAGCCCUGAGACUCCUGGCUUAGAAGAACUGACGCAGUUAAUGCAGGACUGCUGCAGCAAUGAGCCCAAGGACAGGCCUUCAUUCCAAGACUGCAGACGACAUACUGAGAAAGCCCUCCACAUGGUACAGAAUACAGGUGUAACUGGUACAGAGAUGGAUGUUGCAGUGUCCACAGUGAAGAAGUUCCUGUCUGAGCACAGGAGGUUUUCUGCCUCUGAGCCAGGCCCAGGAGGGACAGAAAUGGAUGGCCCUAGGGAAACCCCAGAAAGCCUUGAUUCCAUGGUCUCUGAGAUGCUAAACCUGAAUCUGGAAGGUUUGCCCAGCUCUGUUUCUGAAAAAUGUAUAAACCUUCCUAAGAAGAUAGAGGCACAGGGAGAACAGACUCAGCAUGCCCAAACAGCAAGGAUGUCUUCUGAUUCAACAGUCCAACCUCCCCCAAAUCUGGAGACCUCACUUUUCAGAAACCAGAAGCCCAGCCCCACCUCGACUUGGCCACCAGGUGCUAGACCCCAAGGGAAUCAGGGGGCUGGGAGAGGUGGCACCAACGGGCCUUCCAGGGAGCCAGAGCCAAAUCCAAUACCGAAUCCUCCCAGGGAGUGGGGGCCAAAUCCAAUACCAGGGCACCAAUCUGUUGCCAUCCAUCACAGCCAAGGGAUACAGUUCGGAAACAACAACUACAUGAUGAUACAAGGGGAAACUGCCUUUUGCACGCGGGACUGGCGACCUAGGCAUAUGGCUAGGGGCUGGCCACACGCCUCCCACAAGUAGGUUCAAAAGACGUGCGGAAAGAACCUGACUCCUGGACUGGGCCACACAGCUGGUAUAACCAUGGCAGGAAUUGAGGAAGCGUCUGACCUGCCUCCUGGACUUGAGGCAGCUAGCCAAGACUUUUUUUGAGGACCAUGAGGCAUGUAUCCAAACUGACUUUGUGCCCCAGGAGUCAAUAAAAUGGUGAAAUCUUA
Messenger RNA from Rhinolophus ferrumequinum (greater horseshoe bat), 1797 nucleotides. RefSeq names its product receptor interacting serine/threonine kinase 3 (gene RIPK3). The coding region runs from base 92 to 1603 and encodes 503 amino acids. The record is from RefSeq and is a predicted model, not a curated record. The transcript has 11 exons. Lineage: Eukaryota; Metazoa; Chordata; Mammalia; Chiroptera; Rhinolophidae. Gene Ontology annotation, biological process: protein phosphorylation. Gene Ontology annotation, molecular function: ATP binding; JUN kinase kinase kinase activity.